GAGUUAACCCAAAAACCAAUGGAUAAGUCCUACUAUGCAUGCAAGGUAUAUAUUCCUAGUUCUGAUUCUGAAUAUAAAAGACAACAUUUGCAAAUGCAAUCAGUUGAGCCAGAAUAACUAGUAUUUCCCGUUAAAAAACAGACAAUCCAUCCUAUUUUGUUGUGACAGAAGAUAAAUUAUUAACCAAGCAUUAUCCAUGUCAGAGAAAACAAAGAAGCAAUUUCAUUUUAGAAUCCCAUGGAUAGCAGGUUCUUCCAUUGGAUUUCAGUCUCGUCGAAAACCAAGAUCAAAAUUUCCUUCACAAUUGGCCUAUUCCCCACCACAGCCUCCUCCUACCUCAAUUUCUGAACCUCAAACAACUCUAGAGAGAAACAUGAUGUUUGCCAUUGCCACAUCAAACCCUAGUGAAAAAAACAUCCAAUUAGUUGCAGAUCCAAUUACCAUGCAAAAUAGUACUAUGAAGGAUGAUGUAACAAAUCUUACUAAUAAAGUAGCCAAGGUGAGCACAUCAACAGCAACACAGCUUCCGACAGAUGACAAAACAGUCAGUGUGGUAACUCUGGCGGGCGACAACAGAGGAGCAACAAUGCAUGUGGCAGGUUCCCAUUCCCAAUCAACAAGGAAGAAGGGGUCAAUCCACAACAUACACCGAACCAAAGAGGAAGAAGAGAAAGAUGAAGCGGGAAAGGCAUAUGUGAACAGCAACAUACAGAGUAUGAAUAAUUCAUUGAUGGUGCAAGGUUCAAUAAAUGGAAGAGACCCCGGCGUUCAUGUCAUUCUUCCCGAAAAGCCUGAGCCUCAAGUUAAACAAGGUUUGGAAAACCGCGAAGCUGAAGUUAAAACAGUUAGCCGGGUAGAGAGGUUAACUUACCAACCAAUGGUUCGAAGACGAUGCCUGAGAGGACUUCUGUUGGAACCAAGUGAUUCUGAUCCUGACAAUCCUGAUAAACCUCGUCGUCAUGGCUGCAAAGUCAGCUGCGGAGAUGUUAGAAAGGAUAACGGGAUUCUGUAACAAAAUUAUAAACAUGAAAUACUGUAUAUUCUUAUAAUUCACUUGAGACAUCAUACCAGGAUUUUGAUUUUUCA
Molecule: messenger RNA, 1086 nt
Organism: Medicago truncatula (barrel medic)
Lineage: Eukaryota; Viridiplantae; Streptophyta; Magnoliopsida; Fabales; Fabaceae
Exons: 1
Coding region: 197-1012 (271 amino acids)
Source: RefSeq, a predicted model, not a curated record